AUGGAAAACUAUUCGAAAAUGAGCCGCGAAAACCCUGAUAUCCAAUCCUAUGCUAACCCCGAGCUCGGUAACUUACCAAGACCAAUUCCUAGCUACAUCGAUGACAAUAUUCUUUCUCUUUUCUCACUCAAGGGGAAAACAGCAUCAAUCACUGGAUCUUCUGGUGGUAUUGGAUGGUGCGUUGCUGAAGGGUUCGCGCAAGCUGGUGCUGACGUCAUCAUUUGGUACAAUUCGCACCCAGCCGAUGAGAAAGCCACUUACCUUAGUGAAAAGUAUGGCAUCAAGUCCAAGGCAUACAAAUGCGACAUUAGUGAUGCCGAUGAUGUCAAGCGUACCAUUGCUGAGCAAUUAAAGGAGUUUGGUAAGAUUGAUAUAUUUGUCGCUAAUGCAGGCAUCCCUUGGACAAGUGGUCCAUUAAUUGAUGAACCUGAUAUGAACAAGUGGAAGAAAGUUAUUGAUACCGAUUUGAACAGUGUCUUUUAUUGUGCACAUGCGAUUGGGCCAGUUUUCCGUAAACAAGGACAUGGCUCUUUGGUGAUUACUGCUUCGAUGUCGGGAUCCAUUGUCAAUAUCCCACAAAUGCAAGCAGCAUAUAAUGCGGCAAAAGCUGCAGUGAAACAUCUUUCCAAGUCCUUGGCUGUGGAGUGGGCACCUUUUGCCAGAGUCAACUCGGUGUCACCAGGUUACAUUGCAACAAACUUGACAACAUUUGCCGAUGCUGAAUUGACCAAGAAAUGGUUACAGUUGACACCAAUUGGAAGAGAGGGCAAACCACGAGAGCUUGUUGGUGCUUAUUUGUAUUUGGCAUCCGAUGCAGCAUCAUUCACAACUGGUUGUGAUUUGGCUGUUGAUGGAGGAUACACUGUACCAUAG
This is a messenger RNA of Lodderomyces elongisporus, 873 nucleotides long. It is a transcript of the gene SOU2, whose product is annotated as SDR family oxidoreductase. NCBI's taxonomy places the organism in Eukaryota, Fungi, Ascomycota, Pichiomycetes, Serinales, Debaryomycetaceae. Gene Ontology annotation, molecular function: oxidoreductase activity, acting on NAD(P)H, oxygen as acceptor. Gene Ontology annotation, cellular component: intracellular anatomical structure. The record is from RefSeq and is a predicted model, not a curated record. The coding region runs from base 1 to 873 and encodes 290 amino acids. The transcript is spliced from 3 exons.